This is a messenger RNA of Penicillium oxalicum, 612 nucleotides long. RefSeq lists its product as uncharacterized. Bases 1 to 612 code for a protein of 203 amino acids. The transcript is spliced from 2 exons. NCBI's taxonomy places the organism in Eukaryota, Fungi, Ascomycota, Eurotiomycetes, Eurotiales, Aspergillaceae. The record is from RefSeq and is a predicted model, not a curated record.
AUGAAUCGACGAGCCUCCGUUGUUGAUCUCACUCAAGUGCCGCCACCUAUUCUCUUGCGCACCUCUGCUGAGAUCUCUCCAUCACUUACUGCUUCGCCUGCUCCCUUGAACUUAUCAGAGUCCUACGCAAUGCCCCGUGGUACCAAACGGAAGCGCCGUAAUGGAGAAGACGUGCCGGCUCGCUCUGAAGCCCCAAAUGAGGUGCAGAGUCCUAUCGAAGCUAUCGACCUGACAGAAGUUGAAGACUCAUCGUCGCUUGCUCAGGCUUUGGCCAAACAGCGUCAGGAUGCUAUUCAAGCUCAGGCGACUGAUGAAUCAGACAAGUCCCGGUCGCUCCUGGCUGCGUAUCAGUGUCCGGUCUGCAUGGAUAACCUGGAGGACGCCACCAGCACGUCAUGUGGCCAUCUCUUCUGCCAUAAAUGCAUCGUGGAUUACUUACAAUCCGUUGAGGAUCGGCGCGUGGAUCACACCAAACAGUCAAAAGGAACGUGCCCGGUCUGCCGAAAGACCAUCACGUCGAACGAUUCGAGUGGCCCUCGACGAAGCUUGAUACCGUUGAAGCUGAGAGUGAUCACGAAGAAACGUAACCGUGUUGCGCCGGGCCAGGCUUGA